GCAACAAGGAGGAGGGUCAGAGCGCAUCAGAAUCACUUUUUGCGAGUGAAGAAUUGCUUGCCGCGUCCUCGCCAUGGAAACUGUUUUGGCGUCCUCGCUUUCUGCCUCCGUAGCACCCCAGGCACUUGCCUCGCGUCAGGCCCAACUGUCGGGCAGCUCCUUUGCAUGCUCCUCUCAGCAGUCUACUGCUUCUGCAGCCGGCCCUAUGCUGGUGCAAAUCCGUGCCAGUCGGCGGUGCGACUUGACAGGCAAGAAGGCUAAUAAUGGGUACAAGGUUUCGUUUUCCAACCAUAGAACUAAACAUUUGCAGCAACCGAAUUUGCAGUACAAGCGGCUCUGGUGGGAGGAGGGCAAACGCUUCGUGAAGCUUCGAAUUUCAACGAAGGCUUUGAAGACGAUUGAGAAGAAUGGCCUGCAGGCUAUGGCCAAGAAGGCAGGUAUCAAUUUGGCUGACUACUAGGUUAGUAUCGAUUCUUCUCCAUUCUCUUGGAAAACUCUUGAGUUGGUAGCACUUUUUGAACACGUACUCAAACAAAAAAAAUUGAUAUCUAGUGGUUGUUUGCUUAGCAAAGUAGAUUGAGCGUGUAAUGAAAUCCGAGGCAAUAAUGAAGUCCUCUUUGUCUAUCUAUUGUCCAAGGCUGUUUUGUAAGUUCUAUCCCAGCAA
Molecule: messenger RNA, 664 nt
Organism: Physcomitrium patens
Lineage: Eukaryota; Viridiplantae; Streptophyta; Bryopsida; Funariales; Funariaceae
Biological process (GO): translation
Cellular component (GO): ribosome
Molecular function (GO): structural constituent of ribosome
Source: RefSeq, a predicted model, not a curated record